Dromiciops gliroides (monito del monte) is the source of this 2668-nucleotide messenger RNA. RefSeq names its product ATP binding cassette subfamily G member 2 (Junior blood group) (gene ABCG2). The transcript is spliced from 17 exons. Gene Ontology annotation, molecular function: ABC-type transporter activity; ATP binding; ATP hydrolysis activity. The record is from RefSeq and is a predicted model, not a curated record. Gene Ontology annotation, cellular component: plasma membrane. Bases 261 to 2243 code for a protein of 660 amino acids. NCBI's taxonomy places the organism in Eukaryota, Metazoa, Chordata, Mammalia, Microbiotheria, Microbiotheriidae.
CGGGGCGCCCUCUCGGCGGCCCGCCUUUUCUUUCCGUAGCCUCCUCCGCCCUUAUCGUGCCGUGCAGCUUUCCCGCGGGCCGCUCCACGCCCCGGGCCCCCCAGGGCACCGUUUCCUCCUCCAGCUCCUCCUCCUCCUCCUCCUCCCCAAUUUCUCCAGCUCCUGCCCCGGCUCCGGCUCCUCUUUGCACCGAGGCCGGAUAACGGUCAAUGAGGGUUAAGUGACUUGCCCAGGGUCACACAGCUAAGAAAGACUGCAAAAUGUCAGCAGUUGAGAUUCAAGUCAUAACCCCACUGUCACAAACAAACAGCAAUGGCCCAGCGGAGGGUACCUCAGAAACUCUUGAAGGAGCAAAGAGACAACCCGAUGCCGUGUUGAGUUUUCAUAACAUCUGCUAUCAGGUUCGAGUGAAGACUGGCUUCAUAGGUUGUCGGAAGGUCAUUAAGAAGGAAAUACUCAAGAAUUUAAAUGGGAUCAUGAAGCCGGGCCUCAAUGCCAUUUUAGGACCCACAGGUGGUGGCAAAUCUUCAUUGUUAGAUGUCUUAGCUGCUAGGAAAGACCCCCGUGGACUAUCUGGACAUGUUUUAAUAAAUGGGGCUCCUCAGCCUCCUGACUUCAAAUGUAAUUCAGGCUAUGUUGUGCAGGAUGAUGUUGUGAUGGGCACUCUCACAGUAAGAGAAAAUUUACAGUUCUCAGCAGCACUUCGACUUCCAACCAGCAUGAAGAACCGUGAAAAGAAUGAACGAAUUAACAGGAUUAUCAAGGAGCUAGGUUUGGAGAAAGUCGCAGAUUCCAAGGUGGGAACUCCGUUUUCUCGUGGUGUGUCUGGAGGAGAGAGAAAAAGAACCAGUAUUGGAAUGGAGCUCAUUUCUGAUCCAUCCAUCUUGUUUUUGGACGAGCCCACAACUGGCUUGGACUCUAGCACAGCGAAUGCUGUUCUUUUACUACUGAAGAGGAUGUCUAAGCAGGGAAAAACAAUCAUCUUCUCUAUCCAUCAGCCUCGAUAUUCCAUCUUCAAGUUGUUUGACAGUCUGACUUUGCUGGCUUCUGGAAGAAUGAUUUACCAUGGCCCUGGUCAGGAAGCCUUGGAGUACUUUGCUUCUGCUGGCCAUCACUGUGAGGCCUAUAAUAAUCCAGCAGAUUUCUUCCUGGAUGUCAUUAAUGGAGACUCCUCUGCUGUGCUGUUAAACAGAGAGGAAGGAACUGGUGAAGCUAAGAAGAGUUCAGAAUCUCCUCCGCAUGAUAAUAAGCCCAUCAUAGAUGUUUUAGCAGAGAAUUAUAUUAAUUCGACCUACUUCAAGGAAACUAAGGCAGAACUAGAUACACUCUCUGUGGGACUUCAGAAGAUGAAGGCUACUCCUUUCAGUGAAAUAACUUAUAUUACUUCCUUCUGUCAUCAACUCAAAUGGGUGUGCAAGCGGUCAUUCAAAAAUUUGCUGCGUAGCCCUCAGGCCUCUAUAGCUCAGGUAAUCAUCACAGCUUUCCUCGGAUUGGUUGUAGGUGCCAUUUUCUUUGGACUAAAAAAUGAUCCCACUGGAAUUCAGAACAGAGCUGGGGUGCUCUUUUUCCUCACCAAUAACCAGUGUUUCAGCAGCGUGUCAGCAGUCGAGCUUUUGGUUGUGGAAAAGAAGUUGUUCAUACAUGAGUAUGUUGGUGGAUACUAUCGAGUUUCUUCAUAUUUUUUUGCAAAGGUGUUAUCUGAUUUGCUACCCAUGAGGAUGUUACCAAGCAUCAUAUUCACUUGUAUAACUUAUUUUAUGUUAGGACUGAAACAGGAGGUGGGGGCCUUCUUCAUCAUGAUGUUCACUCUGAUGAUGGUGGCCUACACUGCGAGUUCUAUGGCCCUGGCUAUUGCCGCAGGUCAGAGUGUGAUUUCGGUGGCUAAUCUUCUCAUGACCAUCUCAUUUGUUUUCAUGAUGAUAUUUUCAGGGUUGUUAGUAAAUCUCCGAACCAUUGUGCCCUGGCUUUCAUGGCUUCAGUAUCUCAGCAUUCCUCGAUAUGGUUAUACAGCCCUGCAGCAUAAUGAAUUUAUGGGCCUAAACUUUUGUCCCAAUAUCAACACAACAGCUCCAAACAGUUCCUGUGAAUAUGCAGUGUGCUCUGGAGAAGACUUUUUGAGAAACCAAGGUAUUGACCUGUCUGAUUGGGGCUUGUGGAAGAACCACGUUGCCUUAGCCUGCAUGACCAUCAUCUUCCUUACCAUUGCCUACCUGAAAUUGUUGUUCCUGAAGAAGUUUUCAUAAAACACUUGUGAUCCAGUCUCACGAAACAUUUUUGAUUAUUGUAAAAUAUUCAUGGUUUGAGCUCUUGCUGCAGAAGAAUUACUUCCAGUUAAAUUGAAUUGACUUUUACUGUGAUUAACUAAGUCUCCGCAAUUUCACUAUGAAGCUGUUAUAAAUAUUAUGUUUCCAAAAUACUAAUAUCCCAAAGAAGCAGCAACAUAAGCUAAUGGUUUUGUGUAUAUUUAUCACUUUAUAUACUCAUAAGAUCAAAGAAAAGACACUAGUUAUUACUCAUUGGUCUGGCACUGUUCAGUAAAUGAUGAUAAGUAUUUACACUACUGUAAUAUGAACUCUGAAAUGUCUAGGGGACAUUAGGUUUUAUAUUUUUGGACUUGUCAUGACAAUGGACCAAAAUUUUUGUCCUUUAAUAAACUUAUUAAAAUAAA